Molecule: messenger RNA, 1615 nt
Organism: Cryphonectria parasitica EP155
Lineage: Eukaryota; Fungi; Ascomycota; Sordariomycetes; Diaporthales; Cryphonectriaceae
Product: acid protease
Exons: 6
Coding region: 48-1394 (448 amino acids)
Biological process (GO): proteolysis
Cellular component (GO): fungal-type vacuole
Molecular function (GO): aspartic-type endopeptidase activity
Source: RefSeq, a predicted model, not a curated record
GUCAGUCAAGCAUAGUUUAACUUGGACGACCGAGCAAGUGCCUCACGAUGGCUCAUCUAUUCAAUACGGUCGUUGCCGUCACGGCGCUCAUAAGCCCGGCCCUUGCUGCAACUCGGUCCUAUACGCCAGUAGCCCGGCAAGCCAGCAGCGGCAAUGUCGUCAGCUCAAAUGUAUUGACCCUGAAGAAGAGCACCAACGCGGCUAGGUCUGCUCAGUACCUCAGGUCUACGCGCAACGUCGUCGCCAACUCCAGCUAUGCGUACGAGCAUACGGACAACCUGUUGUCGGAUGAAUACAUUGCCGAGAUUGAGUGGGCGGGCGUACCAGUUGAGGUCAUCAUUGACACUGGUUCGAGUGAUACAUGGCUGGUGCAAGCCGGAUUCACUUGUGUGGAUGAAGACGGCAAUGUCCAGGAGGAGGCGGAUUGCUACUUCGGCCCGACCUUCAACGGCACUUUCGAUGAGGGCUCGAUUGCGGAUGAGAAUUUCAACAUUGAAUACGGCGAUGGCGAGUUCCUGACAGGCGUCUUCGGCUACGAAAACGUCACCGUUGCCGGUAUCACGGUCGAUCAUCAGCAAGUGGCCUUGGUCAACUAUUCCUACUGGUUUGGCGACAGCGUGACCAGCGGCCUGAUGGGUCUGGCCUACCCUCUGCUCACCAGUGCUUACGAGGGAUCGGACCCCGACGCCGACUCUCUGGAGACCCAGGUCGAAUACAACUCCAUUAUUACGACUAUGAUCAACGAGAGCCUCAUCGACCCUGUUUUCAGCUUGGCCCUGGAGCGUAACUCCGACGGUGGUUAUCUUGCAUUUGGUGGCCUACCUCCAGUUAACUACACUGGAUCCUUUGCGACCACGCCAAUUUUGAUGAUCGAGGUUUACGACGAACCUGAGAUGGCGACUCAGUACAGCUUCUACACUAUUAUCGCCGACGCGUAUAUCUACGAAGGGUCGAGCAACCAAACCGAUGCACUUGCUGAGUCCUGGAGCGAGGCAUAUGCACCAGAGACUGUCAAUACCACCCAGUUUCCCAUCAUUGUUGACAGCGGCACAACUCUGUUGUACCUGCCAACUGAACUGUACGAUGAUAUAGCGGCUCUGUAUGAUCCCGCUGUGGUGUACAUCGAUGAUCAGGGUGCUUCCUUUGCACCAUGCGACGCCAGCGUGCCGUAUUUGGGUGUUCAAAUCAAUGGCACUGUCUUCGAUAUCAGCGAAGCAGAUAUGCUGAUGCAAGAGUACACGGUUGAGCUGUCCGGCACGGAGUACUGCUUGAUUGGACCUCAGGAUGGUGGCUCCGAGGGCCCGUACAUUCUCGGCGACACAUUCCUGAACAACGUCAUCGCGGUGUUUGAUGUUGGCGCGAGUGAGAUUCGGUUCGCGGAGCAUGUGUACUAGGCCACGACAUCUUGAAGGCUUCCCAAGAAUAAUGGAUGUAGGAUGAAUAUGGAUAAGGAGUCCACAGUCUUGUACAUAGGGUCUAAAUCAAGUAUCAAGCACAUCAUGGAGGAGAAACAGCUUUGGGCCGAAUCUCCGAGGUGUGUCUGGGCCUUGCAAAAAGUCCUUGACCGCCUCAAUUCCGUAGCCGAGAGUCAUUUCUUUAACCCGAUGAUCACCUA